AUGCACAAGACGUCAUCUCUGUCGGACCUGGGCUUCGACGCCGCCGGCGCCUCAUCAGGCUUCUUCCGCCCGGUAGCCGACGACAGCACCCACUCCUCCAGCUCCGCCCCGCACCGCCGCCUCACCAAAGUCUCCGUCAUCGGCGCGGGCAACGUGGGCAUGGCCAUCGCGCAGACGAUCCUCACCCAGAACCUGGCCGACGAGAUCGCGCUGGUAGACGCGCUCCCCGACAAGCUCCGCGGCGAGGCGCUCGACCUGCAACACGCCGCCGCGUUCCUCCCGCGCGUCCGCAUCGUCUCCGGCACCGACCACGCCGUCACCGCGAGCUCCGACCUCGUGGUCAUCACGGCCGGCGCGAGGCAGAACCCGGGGGAGGCCAGGCUGAGCCUGCUGCGGCGGAACGUGGAGCUGUUCCGGAAGAUCGUGCCGCCCGUGGCCGAGCACUCCCCGGACGCGCUGCUGCUCGUGGUCUCCAACCCCGUCGACGUGCUGACGUAUGUGGCCUGGAAGCUGUCCGGGUUCCCGGCCAACAGGGUGAUUGGGUCCGGGACGAACCUCGAUUCGUCCAGGUUCAGGUUCCUCGUCGCUGAGCACCUCGACGUCAACGCGCAGGACGUCCAGGCAUACAUGGUGGGGGAGCACGGCGACAGCUCGCUGGCGAUCUGGUCGACCAUUAGUGUCGCCGGGAUGCCGGCUUUCAAGUCCCUGCGGGACAGCCACCAUUCCUUCGACGAGGCGGCGCUGGAGGGCAUCAGACGUGCCGUGGUGGGCGGCGCCUACGAGGUGAUCGGACUGAAGGGAUACACCUCCUGGGCCAUCGGCUACUCCGUCGCCAGUUUGGCGGCCUCCCUCCUCCGUGACCAGCGCCGGGUGCACCCAGUCUCCGUCCUCGCCUCCGGCUUCCACGGCAUCUCGGACGGUCAUGAUGUGUUCCUCAGCCUCCCCGCCCGGCUCGGCCGCGGCGGCGUCCUCGGCGUCGCCGAGAUGGACCUCACCGAGGUCGAGGCCGCGCAGCUCCGGCGCUCCGCAAAGACGCUCUGGGAGAACUGCCAGCUCCUCGAUCUCUGA
This is a messenger RNA of Lolium rigidum, 1068 nucleotides long. Its product is annotated as L-lactate dehydrogenase A-like. NCBI's taxonomy places the organism in Eukaryota, Viridiplantae, Streptophyta, Magnoliopsida, Poales, Poaceae. Gene Ontology annotation, molecular function: L-lactate dehydrogenase (NAD+) activity. Gene Ontology annotation, biological process: carboxylic acid metabolic process. The coding region runs from base 1 to 1068 and encodes 355 amino acids. Gene Ontology annotation, cellular component: cytoplasm. The record is from RefSeq and is a predicted model, not a curated record. The transcript has 2 exons.